AUGGACAACGAAGCAGCAUUGAGAAGGAUGAUCGAGCAGGUUGAACAAAUGCGACAACAACACACUGCCGAUGAUGGAAGUCACUUGGAGAAGAUUAUUGUUCUUCAAGCUUCUGGCAAUCGAGCGAGCAUCCGCCGCCACCCUUUUGUGGAUGGCAUUAUGGAGACCCCCCUACCUUUCGGCUGGAAACCCCUCCACAUCGACCGCUACGACGACAUGACGGAUCCAGACGAGCACAUUGACCUGUAUAUCACGCAGUUACCUGCUGAGUUGAUAGACAACUUCGACACCUUGGUAAGGCGAUUCAUGGCGCAGUAUGCCACGAGUCGCCCUCACCACGUCACCUCCGUCGCCUUGGCCAGUCUUCGACAAGGCGAUGAUGAGUCACUAAGGGCGUUCAUGGAGCGCUUUGCCAGCAUCUCGGUGAAGAUUCAUAACCUAAACCCCGAGGUCGCCCUGCACGCCAUGCUGAUGGCGCUCAAGCCAGGCCCUUUUGUUCGCGGAAAAUCACAAGCAAAGCCUGACAAUGGUCACAAAGACAAGAUGAAGGUUACCAAUGACAGCCAGUUCAAGAAGAUUGCCAGGGCAAAUAAGGGGGGAAGAUACGACUUCUACACUCCCCUGAAUACGCCCCAGGUACACAUCCUGGAGGAAGCCAGUAACAGCAACUUGCUCACCCUACCACCACCAGGUCACACUCCUAACAGUGCAGACAAAUCCAAGCACUGCCGAUACCACAGCAACCACGGUCACACCAUUGAAGAGUGUCGCACACUCCAGGACCGUAUCGAGGAACUCAUCCAGGCGGGCCACCUCGGCCAAUACGUCCAACGACAGUAG
Molecule: messenger RNA, 840 nt
Organism: Cajanus cajan (pigeon pea)
Lineage: Eukaryota; Viridiplantae; Streptophyta; Magnoliopsida; Fabales; Fabaceae
Source: RefSeq, a predicted model, not a curated record